This is a messenger RNA of Hippoglossus stenolepis (Pacific halibut), 2253 nucleotides long. RefSeq names its product doublecortin domain-containing protein 2. Gene Ontology annotation, cellular component: microtubule organizing center; microtubule. The coding region runs from base 168 to 1352 and encodes 394 amino acids. Gene Ontology annotation, biological process: intracellular signal transduction. The record is from RefSeq and is a predicted model, not a curated record. The transcript has 12 exons. Lineage: Eukaryota; Metazoa; Chordata; Actinopteri; Pleuronectiformes; Pleuronectidae.
UUGGGUUUCUUAAUGCUGCUCCUGUCGUGUGGAGGAACUGGUUUCCAUGUCACCUGCUAUCUCCUGUUACGUCUCCGGACACAAACCUGACAUAUAUACAGUUGACAGCGGGCAUCGCCAUCAUUGUUUGUUGUUGUUUAGACAUCUCCUGUUAGCCAGGUCCCAGUAUGUCGGGCACACCGGGCAGAAGCGGUGGCGCACCUCCAACCAGAACAGUACGAGUCUACCGGAACGGGGACGCCUUCUUUCCCGGAAGGAAAAUAGCGGUGAACCCGCGGCAGGUGUCGACCUUUGACGGCUUCCUGACCUCCGUGACCCGCGGGGUGGAGGCUCCGUUCGGCGCCGUCCGGAGGCUCUACACGCCGGCGCUGGGCCACAACGUUCGGCGCCUGGACGAGCUGAAGCACGGGAGUGUGUACGUCGCCGCCGGGAACGAGCAGUUUAAAAUGCUGGACUACAGCGAGAUCACAACCAAGAAGCCGGAGAAUAAGAAAAGACAACAGAUCCAACCUGUUGUUCACAGCAGAAUAGUAGUUUCUGCUCGCUGGAAGAGAACUGCGGAUGAGUCUUGCACAAUAAAUGUCUUUACAAACGGGGACGUCUUGGGGCCUCCAGCUCGGAUACGGAUCCCGAAGUACACUCUCAGAAGCUGGGAGAAUGUUUUAGCCAUGGUGACGGAGAAAGUGCAUCUUCGCACCGGUGCUGUGUACAGGCUUUGCACAUUAGAUGGACAGCCUGUCUGCGCUUCCACUCAACUGGAGAACCAGCAGCACUACGUUGCAGUUGGUGCAGAAAGGUUUAAAGCUCUCCCAUAUGACCGGUGCGUCCCCAGGGCUUAUAUCAGGGAAAACAACUCAAUUGAAAGUCAAGACGUCCUGCCUCCUAUUAGAAAGACAACACAUGCAAAGGAUGUGUUUCCUCACACAGGCUUUAGUGCGGACCCUGAGCACACAGCCAGGGGCCAGAUGAAGAAACACACGGCCAAGCCAGACGGAACCAAACAACAGAGGCGGGCGUCCAGAAACACAGUUCCCUUCUCAACAGGGGAGGGCAGUGUGUUCAAUGCGCAAAACAAAAGAAGUGAGACGGCGGGAGCGGCAGAGGUGCAGGAGGACCGCCAGUUGAAGGUGGACCUGCCGAUUGAUCAGGUUGAGGCCAAGAUAGUUGAAGAGGAGUACGGAGAUGGGAGCUGUUCUGCGAGUCCUUCCAAGGCCCCCCUGCAUGAUUCAGACGGCUUGUGUCUGCAGAGGUCUCCGUCUGCAGGUUCCCGGAAUGAUGAGGCUAAAGAGAGGGAGGUGUCUUCCAGGCUCAGCAGAAUACGGUCACGGAUGUCCCGCUUUUUCAAGGAUUAGGGCCUGUCUGAGAUGGGAAGCUGCCUCCAGGCCCCCCAAUAAGCUGCAGGCCAGGGGCCACUCCUCAGAGAGAGGGAUGGAUGGAGAGGGAAGGAGCCUGCUAUGGAUAUGUGUGCCAAGUACAUCCAGUCAUAAGGGCUCUGAGCCAGGAUCUCUGACAGAUUAGGCAAUAAUCAAUUAACAAAUUAAGAAAAAGUCAGCAUAACUACCUUGUAUCCCAUGUAUUAUAAAGCACUUUGAUGUGUAGCUACAGUGACUGGCCCACUUUUUCGGGGGGGAGUAACAGAUGUUGGAAAUGGCUUUGAGAGGUAUAUUGGCUCUGAGGAAAUUUCAAGAGUAUUUAUGGUCGGAGACAUGAAAGGGUCCUGGCUUGUGGAUGCAUUUAUAUUUGAAUGGCACCCACUUCAUUACUUAAUGAUUUGAAAAGGCUGUUAGGGAGCUGAGCCCGAGCCAACGAACCCAUGACCCUGCUGAGUCAAUGUGCUAAACAGACACAGGCUCUGCUUCAGGCGCUUCAGCACUUCUCGCACCAUGGAAAUAUGACAUGUGCCUACAGCUCUUCAUUACACCAGAUUAAAAAACACUGAUUCGUGCAAUAACCACAGAUCAAAUCAAUUGCCUGUGCAGUUAAAGGGACAACUUUGGUGACAGAUUCCCAGGGAACUCACUGCAGUUCUCCUCAGCUGAGUUUUAUAGCACCGUUUGGGUUUUCCACCCUCAACUUUCUGCUGCUCUUGUAGAGCUGUUGACAUUAGCAUUCAGCUCAAAGCGCUGUUGUACCAAAGAAGUGUCUUGUACUGAUUUAUUUGACAUAACAACUUGUAUAUUAUAGCCAGAAACCGAACCCGUGAAACUGAAAAUGUUGAGUGAGUGAAAAACACCCAACAAUUGUAUUGGUGCU